AGUAGCCUACAUGAGCGACAACACCAUCCUGUGCUCCUCGAUAGGCCUACAAGUUUAGUGUGUGUUUGGUAUCUAGGCUAUGUGCUCAUGUUACUGUCCAUUCCUUCCAGUCUUGUUCUUUACAAAUUGCGAUUUUUAUGUUUUGAUAUUGUUGGAUAAUAUUUUGAAUGGAUAAUAUGAUUAAUGAGUUCUUUCUUUUUUAGGUGCUAUACUAUUAUCUGCCUGAGGUUCUCCUCAAGGUUUCCGGCGGAAGAGUUGGCUGGUCUCCCACCAAGAGGCCUCUAUCACGAAUCUGUCACGUGACGUAAGUUUCGCCAGAAGCUCUACACAAUGCAAAACAAGACGGACAACAUCAACAGCUCAUUAUUGGGCAGUGACUCGUUUAAGGGUGACGACACAUUUGGAUACAGUGAUACGACACAAGUUUCACUCUCUGUGGCACUGCGGGAAAACGACCAAGAGAUGAAUGCUUGCUCAUUACCGAAGGCUGCCAUGGAUGACACUCGGCACUGCACUCCAAGUGAACUUUAUCGAAGCUAUCCAGAAUCACCCCUCCUAUCCAUGACAGGAGAAGCUCACAGCUUCUCAGUCGGGGACCUUACUAUCGACAGCAAACUGGUCUUUCCCUGGAUGACAGACUCUAUGAAAAAAUUCAAGCAGAAACAUCACAGCUUCUGCGAUGGAUCCAUCUGUGGCCAUCAAGUAAACUACGGCAAGCAGAGCCGAUCUCACCUGGACUACAGCCAUCAGGCUAUUCUCAGUCAGGGAGAACAGCACAUGUAUUUGCCAUCCCCUGGCUUUUCUGUGCUAAACAUCGGAAACAACAGUAGGACAGCGGCCGAGUCUAGUAGCAGGCCAGGAGAAAUCCCUGUCAGUCAAUAUCCACCGUAUCCCUACGGAGAGAAAGAGCAGCAACACCAGUACGGCACGUACAGCAAAUAUUCCGGCCUAAUCCAUAAUGACAGUGACUCAAAGAACAGCUCCAACCAGGCACAAACUUUCGAGUGGAUGAAAGUUAAGAGGAACCCGCCAAAGACAGUUAAGGUUACUGAAUACGGAAGCCACCGACAGCAAAAUAUUAUUCGCACAAAUUUCACUACGAAGCAGCUCACCGAGCUGGAAAAGGAGUUCCACUUUAACAAAUACCUCACAAGGGCGCGGAGAGUCGAAGUGGCCGCUACACUCGAACUGAAUGAGACUCAGGUGAAAAUUUGGUUUCAGAAUCGCCGAAUGAAACAGAAGAAACGCGAGAGAGAAGGAACCGUGCCGGCCAUGAAAAGAGCAACAGACUGCUCUGCAGGACAAAACACAAACCGCUCCAGCACCUCAUCUCCAGCUGCAUCUCCGAUCUCAGACUCUUCCAGUGCCAACUGAGGACAUUUAAUGGCGCACAUACUGCAUAUUACAGUUCUCAGUAAUAAGCCAUAUUGUACACCACAGCGUCCUCCUACAUUUUGUGGUGUGAUAUUAGAAAUGUGUUUUAUACCUGCAUUGUAAAAGAACUUGCAUGUUUCAACCUUCUGUCGCUGAGGACAGCUAACUUAUUUUUCUGCUACAGACCAAAUCUAAAAAAAAAAAAAAAAAUCCUGGAUUUGUCACUUUUUUGUGUCUACAAGGACAUUCUUGCUCUGUGAUGAUGCAUGACACUGCUUUGCAAAUAGCCAAAAGUUUAUUGGAUGUACUACAUUUCACUCUGAUGUGUAACAGUUGCAAUUGGGUGUAAUACAUUUAACUCUGAUGUGUAACUGUUGCAACUCAUUGCAAUACUAUGUGGCUAUUUUGAAUGAGCAGUUUUAUAAUUUGCACUAGAAAUGUACUUUUGGAGAAAAACGUCAUGUGUUCAUAGGCUACAUAUGGGAUCACAGUAUUAGCCUGACCGAUGAAAUAGUAAUAACUGAAUAAAAGUGUUUUAUUUUUCUGAAA
Molecule: messenger RNA, 1923 nt
Organism: Neoarius graeffei (lesser salmon catfish)
Lineage: Eukaryota; Metazoa; Chordata; Actinopteri; Siluriformes; Ariidae
Gene: hoxb1b
Product: homeobox B1b
Exons: 4
Coding region: 331-1374 (347 amino acids)
Biological process (GO): regulation of transcription by RNA polymerase II
Cellular component (GO): nucleus
Molecular function (GO): DNA-binding transcription factor activity, RNA polymerase II-specific; RNA polymerase II cis-regulatory region sequence-specific DNA binding
Source: RefSeq, a predicted model, not a curated record